Messenger RNA from Guillardia theta CCMP2712, 450 nucleotides. RefSeq lists its product as hypothetical. The record is from RefSeq and is a predicted model, not a curated record. The transcript is spliced from 4 exons. Lineage: Eukaryota; Cryptophyceae; Pyrenomonadales; Geminigeraceae. The annotation marks the transcript as partial.
AUGCUCGCGCGCCUGCUGCUGCUGCUGCUGCUCGAAGCAGAAAUUUUCAUGGCAGCAGACUAUGCUCAGGGUCAAGGAUCCGGUCAAGUCGCUAUCCUUCUACCGCGACACGAUGGGCAUGACGCUGAUCGACAAGCUGCAGGCAUGGGAAGACGGAGGAGAAGGAGCGUGACCCGACAGCAGUUCCCCGACAUGAAGUUCGACCUCUACUUCCUCUCCACCCUCCCCGCCAACGAGAAGUACGAGCUUGAGCCCGGGUCGGAUGCUGCGCAUCGAUACCUGUGGACGAUGAAAGGAACCACGUUGGAGCUGACGCACAACUACGGGACCGAGACGGACGAGGCGUUCAAGUAUCACCCUGGCAACCAGGUAGCAGCCGAGUCGCUGGCUUCCCCUGACGAGGCUCAGGAGCGCGAUGGCUUCGGUCACGUCGCCUUCAACUGCAAUGAC